UCAAGUCGAAGCAGCGUGGAAACUUCUGGAGUGCCAUUAAAAAUACUACAAACUUCGUAACAGUGCCACAGGCGGCUGCGACUUAGGCUUCAAGAGGCGUUUUGACUUGUGAGUUGCCAAAGAUCCACAUCAGCUUCAACGCACCAACCAAACCAAGCAGAGCUCACUCACUCGUGGGCUACGAGCUGUUGCCCACUUCACAACUAGCUCUACGGCAGCGGAAGAUCUAGGACUUCCUCCUCUUCGUUGAAUCAUGUUCUGGUCUGCGGCGCUAGAUCUGAAGACGCAACGGCCGCUGGUUCGUCCGUCCUACGGCUCCUUCAGUCGCACUUCCAGCAGCAGUAGCUUCCGCAUUCCGCAGAGCAUCCCGGAGCACCAGCCUGUGUCGCAGUUCACGUCCCCAUUGCCGGACCAACGUCGGGUUGAGGAGUAUGUCGAGCGUCCCGACACGGCCUUCGCGCGUACACGGGCGUCGCUACAGCUCUCGGAGCGCACCCAGACUGCACUUAAGGUACUUUUGAAGGGCGAGCGUGGGCGUAACCGUGGGAAUGCCAAGUUCGCCCCUGACAUGUACAGUAUGAGUAAGAUCAGCGGCUACAGUGUGCUGCAAGCGCCAAUGAAGGAGCUCCCCGAACGCACGCCACUGCUAAAGGCGCAAGCACGUGCUCAUGGUCAAGAAGAGCCUAAUCCGCAGGAGAGCAGCAACGAGCACAACUACUGGAUGCAGGAGUUGGAGCGACGACGCGCCGGUCUAAAGAGAAGCAGACGGCGCACGUGCACCCCAAUGUCGGAGAGAGCCACCACGUCUCCCCUCAAAGUGGGUGCGGUCAUGUGCUCUGUGCCGCUGGUGCUCGUGCUGGGUUUCAUCCUCUUUGUGUUUGUAUUCGGAGGUGCAACUGACGCGCCCCUGGACGUCGUGAGCAAUCUGCUGGGUAUUGGCAGUGACGACGCAGAUUCGAUUGCUGCAAGACAUGUCGCUGCUGCGCAAGACAAGGAUGGCAUUGCAAGAACGUAUGCCCGUGCUCCUGAAGAGAAACAAGUGGAUAAAGAGAGCGCUGUUAUGACAUUGGACGUGUCGACAAGACUGCGCGGUGCGAAGGCGAGCGAAUGAUGAGAUGUGGACGGAGUGAGUUACUGAACACAAAAUUAUAAGAAGAGCUGGCGAGCCGAGCCGAGCUUAGCUUUGUGUGUUAUCUCGCAACUGACCUGAAAACAGGAGCGAGACAACCCAGUUUGCGAGUUUGGUGGGGCUAAAGCCGGAGAGUAAAACAGGCAAAUUAUCUGAUAACAAGAGUGUGACAAUUCGACACGU
Molecule: messenger RNA, 1312 nt
Organism: Phytophthora infestans T30-4
Lineage: Eukaryota; Oomycota; Peronosporomycetes; Peronosporales; Peronosporaceae
Exons: 1
Coding region: 254-1111 (285 amino acids)
Source: RefSeq, a predicted model, not a curated record